Ixodes scapularis (black-legged tick) is the source of this 471-nucleotide messenger RNA. RefSeq names its product 1,2-dihydroxy-3-keto-5-methylthiopentene dioxygenase-like. Gene Ontology annotation, molecular function: acireductone dioxygenase [iron(II)-requiring] activity. Gene Ontology annotation, biological process: L-methionine metabolic process. Lineage: Eukaryota; Metazoa; Arthropoda; Arachnida; Ixodida; Ixodidae. The transcript is spliced from 4 exons. Bases 1 to 471 code for a protein of 156 amino acids. The record is from RefSeq and is a predicted model, not a curated record.
AUGGAGACAGCCAAUGAAAAAGGGUCCGCCGUGCGAGCCUGGUACCUCGACGAAGCGGAGAAGAUGCUCACCGUGGAGGAACUGCGCGACCAGUUGGGAGUCAGCUAUUAUCGCGCCACGUCUAGAGCGGACGGAGAGGCUCGCCUGGCAGCCGUCAUGAAAGAGAAAGGCUGUCAUGAGAUCGACAUCACCCCGAUGGACCCUUUCAAGCCCGACAGCCCAAUAGUGGUCGGGAAGCCUAUUAAGGAGCACCGCCACCCGGAGGAGGAGGUCCGCUUCAUGUCCGAAGGCACGGCGUUUUUCGACAUCCGGGACUACCAGGACAAGUGGGUUCGCAUCCAGUUCAACGAAGGCGAUAUCCUCGUGCUGCCGCCUAACGCCUACCACCGCUUUAUGAUCAAUGGCAAGGUGGCUUUGAGCCGCGUUUAUCCGACCGGACAGGCCUACUCUGCAGAGCACCGAGAAAUUUGA